Messenger RNA from Cladophialophora immunda, 1027 nucleotides. RefSeq lists its product as uncharacterized. The record is from RefSeq and is a predicted model, not a curated record. Gene Ontology annotation, biological process: metal ion transport; transmembrane transport. Gene Ontology annotation, molecular function: metal ion transmembrane transporter activity. The coding region runs from base 1 to 834 and encodes 277 amino acids. Gene Ontology annotation, cellular component: membrane. Lineage: Eukaryota; Fungi; Ascomycota; Eurotiomycetes; Chaetothyriales; Herpotrichiellaceae. The transcript has a single exon.
AUGUAUGGCUCCAAAGCCGAUAACGCGAUCGCCAAGCAAGAAUCCGGUCCCGAACCCUUCCAGGGCGGCUACGCGGACUUCAUCCAGUACGAUUCGUUGGAGGACGCUCGGAAGGCCCUUGCUCCCCCUCGGACGUCCAUGUUUGACGAUCUGUGCUUCUACUACCGGACUCACAGCAACCACCUGGAACUCACGCCGAACCCGGGAUCAGUAACCUUGUUUGCACAGAAGAUCGUCGCCUCGGAGUAUCUGCUCCUACUGAGCUACUACCGUUUCGUCCUUAAUCAUCUCAGCUGGACGUUGACGCGCAAGCACAGUCUGGGGGCCUUCGAUGUGGGUCGGGUGGAGCGCGCAUGGAGUGACUUACAAGCCUACCACCGCCGACUCAUGGAUCAUCGUCACAACGUAGGGCUCCUGAUUACAGCGCUACAGCUGCCUCGAGGUUCAGAGCGGGUCAGAUGUCACACGAGUCAACCAAGCGCACCAAGCUCUUGGAAGGACACUGCCUCAGAUUUCCUGCAUAUCGAAACCGAGCUGGAACGACUCAAGCAGCAUGCGGAGGGCUUGCAGAACUCCUUCACCAGUCUGGCUGGAAUCGUGGGAAAUCGGCAGUCGCUUGAUGAGGCACGGAGCGUCAGAGUCCUGACGGUUCUGGGCAUGACAUUCUUGCCGAUGUCGCUCGUCGCCGCGCUACUGAGCAUGAGCGGUGACUACUUGGCCGGCGAAUCAAGGUUCUGGGUGUACUGGGCGGCCUCUGUACCGUCCAUAAUUCUAGUUUUCGGUCUUUCGUGGCUUGCUGUCCAUACUAUGGGAAGCAAUAAGGGUCUAGCGUAGGUGGGAGCUCUGUUGCGUGUUCCUAGCCCCAAUCCGCGAACCGUGGGUCCGAAACCACUGAUCAAGUUCAGCCAUCACGUAGCCAGCUGCUCUUGUGCGUGCAUUGUGGCGAGGAUGUACCGCUGUAACCCUCGUUGCUUGUAGGCAGCCGAGAUUCCACAAGCCCAAACAGCUGGGUGAAGCAUCGGGGAAG